Molecule: messenger RNA, 1082 nt
Organism: Schistosoma haematobium
Lineage: Eukaryota; Metazoa; Platyhelminthes; Trematoda; Strigeidida; Schistosomatidae
Exons: 2
Coding region: 681-980 (99 amino acids)
Source: RefSeq, a predicted model, not a curated record
UGUCUCUCAUGAGAUCCUUGACAGACCAACAUCGUGGGAAUGCCGAAAUCAUCAAUUUAGACGACAAUGCGAAUAGUCAUUGUAAGAUCCAUUUUGAAUGUUUUGUGUGUUGGUGAAAAUCCCUCCAUGUAUAUACUUGUACUUUGUUCCUAUUGAUCCCCUUAGUUGUACAUUGUUGUCUUUUAAUUACAAUUGAAUUGUUAAUACCUGUAUUUUUUUAUUAUAGUUUUUGUUUUUCUUACGCAUUCACUAAGUUUGUGUUUCUUCCUGAACUGCAUCUGUGUUGUUUUACUUGACACUUGUUCUUGGCGGUAGCCAUAUUGAUUUGCUCCUCCUUUUGUGUGUGUUCUAUCCAGUCAGGAUAGAAUAACGUUCAUUUGUUGUGACUGAUUUGAUUGAUUGAACAAUUAUUGGUUGAAUAGCCGGGUGGUAAUAUUUGUUUAGGUAACGAUUUACAUUUAAAUUUAUGAUGAAUUAUAGAACCGCUAUUUACCCGAUUACUUGUUUUGAUUUCUACGGGAAAGGGCGCGUAUCUAACGUCCCCGGUCGGCUAUUCUUCAACAUCCAAAACGUAGUUUGGAUUUUACAGUUCUAAACAAUUAUUACUUGGCCGAAAUCCUUUGGCAAUCGUUCGCGGACUUGAUUAUCGUUUCUGGAAAUAUUUGUUCGUUUCGUUUAUAAUGCCAACUAAUCGUCGAAGGAAAUCAAGCUCAAAGUUCGUUGAUGUUAAUGAAGAAUCCCCUAUUACCAAGCAAGUGCCUUUUGAUGUCCUUAAGUGUCAUGGUUCAGACUCGAAUAGGGUUGAUUAUCAUGGUAGUGACUCUAGUCUUAAUUCGAUGACAGAUGACGUAAAAAAUCUUAGUUUAAGGGAGAAGCAAAGGCUUGAAUUACCAGGAAAGAGCGUUUUGCCUAUAGCGCCUGUUGUUGGUCUAGAACUAUCAAAGGUUGAAUUGAGUUAUUUCGAUGGACAGGCAAUUUGAGACCUAUGUAGCAUCAAGAGUCACUGAUGAUAGCCAACGCUUGCUCUAUUUAAUUCACUAUUGUAAGGGCAAGGCGAAAAUAGCUAUUGAGGGUUGUGUCAU